Messenger RNA from Labeo rohita (rohu), 2384 nucleotides. RefSeq names its product GTPase IMAP family member 8-like. Gene Ontology annotation, molecular function: GTP binding. The record is from RefSeq and is a predicted model, not a curated record. Lineage: Eukaryota; Metazoa; Chordata; Actinopteri; Cypriniformes; Cyprinidae.
GAAGAAGAUAUCAGAGCGCCACAUCUCUGUGUUCAACAUAAUUGACUUACAUGAGACGGAACUUUACCUGGACUGUGUGGAUCAUCUCAUUGGAGCUAGUGAAUGAAAAUGAAAUCAAUGUCUUCAUCUUUGCUGUGCGUCUGGGCCAGUUAACCAAUGACGAUAAGAUGAGUCUGGAAUGGCUUCAGAGAGUGUUUGGUGACAAAGUUCUUAAGUUUGUGAUGAUUCUCUUCACCUAUGAGAGAGAAGACGAGUGCAACACUUUAAAAUAUAAUCUAAAGAAAAACCCUGAUCUGCAGCAGCUGCUGGAGAAAUGUGGAGGAAGAUAUCAGACCUGCAACAAGAUGAUGAACAACCGAUCAGAGAUGAGAGACCUGAUGAAGAAGAUUGAGCAUCUGUUUAAUGAAAAUCAACAGCAGUGCUACACUGGAGAGAUGUUCAACACUGCAUCAAUAAGGAGAAAAGAGCUGGAAAGCAGUGAACAUCACUGUGGCCACACAUCAGAAAUGGAAUCAAAUGCACAACUGAACUUCAUUUUACUGGGAAAAAAACAAAGUGGAAAGAGUGCGUCAGGAAACACAAUACUGGGACGAAAAGUUUUCUUGUCAAAGAAAAGCUCCAAAUCAGUCACCUGGGAUGUAGAUGUGAAAUCUGGGACUGUUGAUGGGUUUCCAGUCACUGUUUAUGACACACCUGGAUUCUGUCACUCAGAGCUGACAGAAGAAGAGAUUCAGCAGAAACUGAAAAAGGUUCUCCAGAAAUGUGAUUCUGGUCCCUGUGCAUUUUUGCCGGUUAUCAAAGCUGAUAGUUUCACUGAAGAAGAGAUAAAAACUAUGGAGAAGACUGAGAAGCUGCUGGGAGAAAAACACUUGGAAAAAACCUGGAUUCUCUUCACCAGAGGAGACGAACUACAAGAUGAAAACAUGACCAUAAAUGAAUUCAUCAACGAGACUAAAGCACUGAAAAAACUUGUUCAAAAAUAUGAUCAAAGAUACCAUGUGUUCAACAACAAGACCCUAGGACAUAGUGACCAAGCUCGAUUACUGCUGGUAAAAAUUCUCCGGAGAUCUUUUGGAAUAAAGGAUGGAGGAGGACUCAGACAGAUUCAUGACAGUCUAAACACUCCUAAUGAACCAGACACUCCUGUCUCAAGUCACUCAUCCAGAAGGAUUGUUCUUCUGGGUAAAACUGGUGUUGGGAAAAGUGCAGCUGGAAACACAAUACUGGGACAGAAAGACUUCAAGUCUGUGAUGAAAACGAAUUCAGUAACCCGCAGAUGUAUAGAGAAACAUGCCACUGUUUUAGGCAGAUCUGUGUCUGUAGUUGAUACUCCUGGAUUCUUUGACACACACAUGACAACAGAAGAGUUAAUGACAGAGAUAGGGAGAAGUGUUUAUUUAUCCAGUCCUGGACCUCAUGCUUUUCUCAUUGUGUUCAGAGUAAUUGACAGAUUCACUGAACAUGAGCAGCAAAUUCCUCAGCAGAUUCAGAUGGUUUUUGGUCAGGAGGUGUUAAAAUACUGCAUCAUUCUCUUCACUUACGGAGAUCUGCUGAAAGGACAAAAUGUAGAGACCCUCACUGAGGACAACUGUCAAAUAAGACAUCUGCUUGAACAGUGUGGAGGCAGAUAUCACGUCUUCAACAAUGAAAAUCAGAAUAGUAGAGAGCAGGUGAAUGAUCUACUGCAGAAGAUCGACACAAUGAUAGCAGGAGGAGGACAUUACAGUAAUCAGAUGUUUGAAGAUGCUCAGAGAUUCAGACAAGAGGAAGAAAAGAGAAAAGAGAGAGAGAAAAAGGAGAGACAACAAGAAGAGGAGAACAGGGACAAGAUGAGACUGAGAGAAUUUUAAAAAAGGAAGAAGUAGAAACACAAAGUGAAAACCCUGAAUUUAAACAAUUUUUGUCUAAGCAUCAGCACACUUUGCGUUUAUCAGCCUUUGCACUUGGUAAACAUAUGAUUGCUGGUGAAUCUAUCGGUGUGUGUGUUGGUGGGGCUGUUGGUGCAGCUUGUGGACUUAUUGGUGGCCCUGUUGGUAUAGCUGUUGGUGUAUUUGUUGGUGGAGCUGUUGGUGGAGCGGUCGGUGCAGCUGUUGGUGCAGUUGUUAGUAAAGUUAGGCAUAAAGUGUGACAAAUUCUCAUGGCCCACAAAUUUAGGGGACACAAAACCCAGUUCAGGUAAAGACUGUACAUGAGUCAGCCAAAUACCUUUGAAUAUAAACGUUCACAUUAUCCAUAAUUCCUUGUGAAAGCCUUGUGUGGAGUUAUUGUUAUAGCAGGCUCAUGCUUGUUCAGAAAAAUCACCUUGUUCGAUAAAUGAUUCUGUUUAAGCAUUUAGAGUUAUUAUACCUUUUUAAAUUCUGAAUAAAAUAUUGGAUUAUGGGAAA